UUUUUUGGGAAGUUAUUGUUUGUGUGGCGAAGAGUUACAUUUUACAUAAAUACGUAAUAUUAUUUUUUUAUCUAUCUGCUCCUCAGUCUACUCAACAUUAAGAACAUAGAAUUAUAAUCUAUGAGAGCCUGUGUGCGCAAGUUCAUCGUAAACACGAUUAUUAUUACUAUCUAAGUGACAAUAUGUCGUCGUCGUAGACCGGCGGGUGUUUGUUGAUUAUUCACCGCCGCCUGAUAAAAAUAUAAAACUUGCACUCUGUAGUCUGUACGUACGCACGCCAGCGCCGCAGCCCCGUCCCCUCUCCAUCGCCAACGACGCCUCAAACUUUUGCCGACCGACAGACGACGGUUAAUCGAGAAACUUUCAAUACCUAUCGACUACCGAUGCUCGUCGUGGUACUGUUGGCCUAGAUCGUAAACGUUAAUAAUAGUAUAAUAUAUUCAAUAAAUUGUAUACAUGUGUGAUAUGUGUAUAAAACAAAUUGUUAAAAAUGCUAUGACGUUCAACACCAUUACAUAAACUAUUACAUUCAACGUGUUUGUGUAACCUUCAUGUUUAUUGACAAAAGCAUCUGUUUGUUACAAAUCAUGGGAAAUUGGACUAGUUGUUGCUCAUACAGCAGCCCCUUGUCUAGGCGCAAGGAUGCCAACGGCGCUAUAAAUGAAUUCACGCAAGAGGGCGAGGAGAGUGUUGGGAACUUACAGCACAUUAGUGAACGCGAGCAUGACGACUGGAACACUGACCCAUCUGUUCAUCCAAAAGUUGCUACAAUAUUUUUAGAAAGAUCAAAAGUUGAAAAUGGUUUAACAAGAAAACAAAGUCAGUCUCAGAUUGUAGACUUCAGAUCUCUAAAAAAAAGUAGUUCAUGUUCAACUAUAUAUUUAGAUGAUAGUACAGUAUCUCAACCAAAUCUAAAAAAUACAGUAAAAUGUGUAGCACUUGCAAUCUACUAUCAUAUAAAAAAUAGAACUUCUGAAAGACAAAUUGAAAUUUUUGAUGAAAAAUUGCAUCCUUUAACUAGGGAUAGAGUACCUGAUAACUAUGAUGUUCAUAGUCCAGAACAUCGUCAUAUAUAUAAAUUUGUUCGAACAUUAUUUAAUGCUGCACAAUUAACUGCUGAGUGUGCUAUUAUAACAUUAGUUUAUUUAGAAAGGUUAUUAACUUAUGCAGAAGUUGAUAUAACGCCUGCCAAUUGGAAAAGAAUCGUUCUUGGGGCAAUUUUGUUGGCUUCAAAAGUAUGGGAUGAUCAAGCUGUAUGGAACGUAGAUUAUUGUCAAAUUCUUAAAGAUAUAACAGUAGAAGAUAUGAAUGAAUUAGAACGUCAAUUCCUUGAGAUGCUACAAUUUAACAUUAAUGUUCCAUCCAGUGUUUAUGCCAAAUAUUAUUUUGAUCUACGCUCAUUGGCUGAAGACAAUGAAUUGACAUUCCCGGCAGAACCAUUAAGUAAAGAACGAGCUAAAAAACUAGAAGCAAUGUCUAGAGUAUUUGAAGAUAAGAUAACAGCUGAAUUUCUGAAAAAUGGUAUAAAAAAAUGGUCUAGUCUAGAUAAUGUGAGCAGUAAUACAGUUGCUCGUAAAAGUGUUGCUAUAUUAUCUUAAAAAGAAACUAAAAUGUUUUUACAUUUAUAAAGAGAAUGUAACGUCACCAAUAUUGUGAUUAUUUGUAGGAUUAAUGUUUUAAGUUACUAUAGUUAUAACUUAUAAGACUUACUUUCUCCAUAUAUUUUAAAUCUAGUGUUUUUAUUAAUUUUUUU
This is a messenger RNA of Myzus persicae (green peach aphid), 1753 nucleotides long. It is a transcript of the gene CycY, whose product is annotated as cyclin-Y. The coding region runs from base 552 to 1598 and encodes 348 amino acids. Gene Ontology annotation, cellular component: plasma membrane. The record is from RefSeq and is a predicted model, not a curated record. Gene Ontology annotation, biological process: regulation of canonical Wnt signaling pathway; regulation of cyclin-dependent protein serine/threonine kinase activity. The transcript has 6 exons. Gene Ontology annotation, molecular function: cyclin-dependent protein serine/threonine kinase activator activity; protein kinase binding. NCBI's taxonomy places the organism in Eukaryota, Metazoa, Arthropoda, Insecta, Hemiptera, Aphididae.